AUGAUGCUCAAGAUCACCAAGCGAUUUCGUUUCUCCAAUUUUGAUAAGUAUAGAAAGGGGAAUGGAAAGAAGUUCUCCAAGGCGUUCAAGGACAUGGUGGCUUCUUGUCUAGACCAAGAUCCUUCCAAAAGACCCACAGCUGAUAAGUUGCUGAAACACCCCUUCUUUAAAAACUGUAAGGGAACUGAUUUUCUGGUGAGGAACGUUCUCCAAGGGUUGCCCAGUGUGGAGAAAAGGUAUAAGGAUAACAAGGUUAAUGAGCAUGCAGAUGAGGGGGAGCAUGAUGAUGAUGAUGAUGAAGAAGACCCUGCCAUGCUGGUGAAGGAGAGAAGGAUCAGCGGGUGGAACUUCAACCAAGACGGGUUGGAGCUUGAUCCUGUGUUCCCAAACGAUGAUGCGGUGGCAAAAGAGGUUGCGUUUGGAAGGGAAGCGGCGGGUGGUGGUGGCGUGAAGAAGGAAAAGAUGUUGGCGACUCUGAAUGUGUUGAAAGGGAGCUUGGAACAAGAGCCGUUGGAAGUGAAGUUUCCGGUGAAAACGAUACAAGGAGAAGAAGAGAGUGAUCAUCAAGUAGCUGCUGCCGCUGAUCAUGGUGAAGAGCACAAGGAGAUUUCUAGGCUGAGGGUCGCACUUGGAAAAUGA
Molecule: messenger RNA, 639 nt
Organism: Sphenostylis stenocarpa
Lineage: Eukaryota; Viridiplantae; Streptophyta; Magnoliopsida; Fabales; Fabaceae
Source: the annotation of a GenBank genome assembly